GUUUGAGAAGCGGAAGGUCAAAAUAACCCUAAUGACAUCCUGGCACCUUUCCAGCGUAGAGGGUUUGAAGAAAAAGCUGAUGACCUUGCAGAGGGCUCGUUCUGAUCUCAUAGAAGCCGUGAAGGUCCUCUCGCUCCCCUUCAGUGGGUUACAACGCUUCACAUUCACUGAGGAUGUUGAUAUCAUGGUUCUCUGCCACUCUAUCGUGAACAGGCGGUUCGGCAUCACCAACGUAACAGACUCCCUCUACGAUGAGUUCCUCGAUUACUGUAACAAGACGCUUGGAAAAGAAAGAAUCGUGGUCAUUGCUCACGAUUUCAGACAGGAGAAAAAUGAGGUGAGGGCAGUGACGAUGAAUACUUUCAAGCACACCCAAUGGUCCACCUUUGAGAAGGCGGGCCUGGUCAUGAUUUGUGGAAUGAUGGAUAAGACCCCAGAGAUUCAGGAGAAAGAUUGGAAGAGCUUGGUGAAGUUCCUGGAGGACGCUUCUAAGUCAACUCCCACAAUUGCUGAUAUCAGUCAAACAACGCUUCCCAAAAUAAACACUUCUGACACCAAACAAAAACUAAACAAAUCUGAAAAAGAUAAGAAAGGUAUGAAUAUCUUUGGCACGACAUCAUCAGGUGGCCCUGUUGGGAUGGUAACGGGAUCCCACAAGCCCGCCAUCUAUAUCUGCACCUCGUGGGGGCUAGACAGUGUUAAAGGACUCAAGGAAAAGUUACAAACUUUGUUAAAGCAAUCGUUCUCAAGGUAUGAGAUCAAGGAGCAAGUGCUGCCUUACAGUCGCCCGGAGGAUUUCAAGUUUCCCCCGGAGGUGGAUAAAACUGAUGCCAUGAUUCUCUGCCAUUCGGUGCAGAACAGGGGUUUCUCCAUCACGGAUGUUCAAAACUCAAUCUACGACGAGUUCCUGAAGUACUGCAAUCGAGUCUUUGGGAGAAGUCGCAUGGCUGUGAUUGUACACGAUUUCGAGUACAAGCCUGAAAUCCUAAAAAUCCAGCUUGAGACAAUUCACCGAACCCAGCCGACGACUUAUGAAUUGGCAGACUGUGUAGCUGUGGCAGGACGGCUCAACGUUCCCGAUGUCCAACUCUUUCACGAUAAGUCGACAAGUUUAGAGACGUUUGUCAGGAGAUUACGCUAAAUACGAUCGCAAAGACUUUCGAGAAAACAACCCAAGGCAAUUUCAAAAAGAUAUUAUACAUCCCAAAUUGAACAAGAUCGGAUUACGCUACAUCACUGUAAUGUUCGGACAUUUAAAUAGAUGAAGGUAAGGGCCACUGAAAAUUGCCUUAUGAUUUUGCAAAAUUCUUAUUAAACUGCCCCAUUGUUGAGGUAUCAACUUCAUGAAUAUGUAAUUGCUUCCAUGAAGUGCGUCGAACCGGACUUGAUCAUUUAUCAUGAUUAAUCUGCCGUGAAACACUGAAAAUGAACAGGUUAAUAUAUAUGGUCAGCAAAUUAGCCAGUGGAGCUGAUGAUAUCAUAGAAUUAUAUUCAUAUAACAUUGGGAUCAAUUAUCGUUUGAUGAAUCUCCUUGAAACUGAUGGAUUUAUCAAGUUUGGACCCCCUACAUGAUUACAGAAAUUGAUUUCAUUUCUAGUGAUAGAAGAUUAAAACGUUUUUCAGUCUCCUCCUCCCCACCC
Strongylocentrotus purpuratus (purple sea urchin) is the source of this 1640-nucleotide messenger RNA. RefSeq lists its product as uncharacterized. The record is from RefSeq and is a predicted model, not a curated record. Lineage: Eukaryota; Metazoa; Echinodermata; Echinoidea; Camarodonta; Strongylocentrotidae. The transcript has 4 exons. The coding region runs from base 32 to 1141 and encodes 369 amino acids.